Molecule: messenger RNA, 3391 nt
Organism: Chanos chanos (milkfish)
Lineage: Eukaryota; Metazoa; Chordata; Actinopteri; Gonorynchiformes; Chanidae
Gene: cwc22
Product: CWC22 spliceosome associated protein
Exons: 21
Coding region: 10-3042 (1010 amino acids)
Biological process (GO): mRNA splicing, via spliceosome
Cellular component (GO): catalytic step 2 spliceosome
Molecular function (GO): RNA binding; protein binding
Source: RefSeq, a predicted model, not a curated record
ACCGGGAAGAUGGCGGCGGAAUCGAACGAAUCCGAAAUCGCAACGGGCUUGAGCCCAAGUUCAAAAGAAGAGGUGUCCAGUCCUGCUGCAGUGAAUCCGCCUCGGGGAGACAGGAGUCCAGGCUCCUCCUCUGAGGGAGACAGUGAAGCUGAAGACCAGGGGAGGACUGAUGAGGGCCGUUACAGCCGUGCAGCGGGCAGAGGGGAGCAGAGCCCUGACGGCGUGGGCCGGGAUGAGGAGCCCGGAGAGGGCAGUGUGGAGGCCAGACACAGGAGCAGAGACAGCUCCUCUCGGGCCAGCGGCAGCCCGCGCUCCAGCAGCGAGAGCAGUGAGGAAGACAGCGAUGACGGUACCAGACACAGGAUGAAGAGCAGUGUGGCACACAUCAGACGUGGCUCUUAUGAUACCAGAGACAGAGGGAGCUCUUCUCCAGAACACAGGGAAGGAGGAUCUAAGAGAUCCCGCUCCAGAUCCCGCUCCAGAUCCCGUUCUAGAUCCCGUUCUAGAUCCCGUUCACCGCGGAGUGGCUAUGAGAGAGGGCGCAGGUCCAGGGAGCGAGACAGGUCCAGGGAGCGAGACAGGGAGCGUUACGGAGAGCGGGAGCGGCACUUCAGCAGGGAGAGGGGCCGCGGCCACAGAUCCAGCAGAGACAGAGACCUGGAGCACAGGAGGAGGGACAGGUCGGCCUCCCCGGCCCAGGGCGAUAAGCCGCUCGCCGAAGAACCCCCGCCGAAGAAGAAGAAAGAAGAGCUGGACCCUAUUCUAACACGCAGCGGAGGCGCCUACAUCCCCCCCGCCAAACUCCGCAUGAUGCAGGCUCAGAUCUCUGACAAGAGCAGUCUGGCAUACCAGAGAAUGAGCUGGGAAGCCCUUAAGAAAUCCAUCAACGGUCUCAUCAACAAAGUCAACGUUUCCAACAUCGGCAACAUCAUCCAUGAACUGCUGCAGGAGAACAUCGUCCGCGGCAGGGGUCUCCUGGCCAGGUCCACUCUCCAGGCCCAGAGCGCGUCUCCCAUUUUCACCCACGUGUACGCUGCCGUGGUGGCCAUCAUCAACUCCAAAUUCCCGCAGAUCGGAGAACUGAUCCUGAAGAGACUCAUCCUCAACUUCCGGAAAGGUUACAGGAGAAACGACAAACAACAGUGUCUCACUGCGUCAAAGUUCGUGGCACAUCUCAUCAAUCAGAACGUGGCCCAUGAGGUUCUGAGCCUGGAGAUGUUGACCCUGCUGCUGGAGCGGCCGACAGAUGACAGCGUGGAGGUGGCCAUUAGCUUUCUGAAGGAGUGUGGACUGAAACUGACCGAGGUCUCACCCAGGGGCAUCAACGCUAUCUUCGAGAGGCUACGGAACAUCCUACAUGAGUCGGAGAUAGACAAGCGUGUGCAGUACAUGAUUGAGGUGAUGUUUGCCAUCAGGAAGGACGGGUUUAAGGAUCACCCCAUUAUCCCUGAGGGCCUGGACCUGGUGGAAGAAGACGACCAGUUUACUCACAUGCUCCCCCUGGAGGAUGACUACAACACAGAGGAUAUCCUCAAUGUCUUCAAGAUGGAUCCUGACUUUUUGGAGAAUGAGGAGAAAUACAAAGCGAUUAAAAAGGAAAUUCUGGACGAGGGCAGCAGUGACUCUGGAGACGACGCCGAUGGAAGUGAUGAAGAUGAGGAGGAUGAGGAUGAGGAAGAGGACGCUGGAAAUGAAGAAGAGAAAGUCCAAAUUCUCGACAAGACUGAAGUGAACCUGGUCUCAUUUCGCCGGACCAUUUAUCUGGCGAUCCAGUCAAGUUUGGACUUUGAAGAAUGCGCUCACAAGCUGAUCAAGAUGGACUUUCCUGAGAGCGAAACGAAGGAGCUGUGUAAUAUGAUUCUGGACUGCUGUGCCCAGCAGAGAACCUAUGAGAAGUUUUUUGGACUCCUUGCUGGGAGGUUCUGCUUGCUGAAGAAGGACUACAUGGAGAGCUUUGAAGCUAUUUUCCAGGAGCAGUAUGAGACUAUUCAUCGCCUGGAGACCAACAAACUGCGCAAUGUGGCCCGAAUGUUCGCCCACCUGCUCUACACAGACUCUGUUCCCUGGAGCGUUAUGGAAUGUAUAAAAAUGAGUGAGGAGACCACGACGUCAUCCAGCCGAAUCUUUGUGAAGAUUCUGUUUCAGGAGCUCUGUGCUUACAUGGGUCUGCCCAAACUCAACGAGAGGCUGAAAGACACGACCUUGCAGCCUUUCUUUGAGGGCCUGUUUCCACGUGACAACCCAAGGAACACCAGAUUUGCCAUUAAUUUCUUCACCUCCAUUGGCCUGGGCGGACUUACGGAUGAACUCAGAGAACACCUGAAAAACGCACCCAAGAUGAUCAUGACUCAGAACCAGGAGGUGGAGUCGUCCGAUUCCUCCUCUUCCUCCUCGGACUCGUCUUCGGACAACGGCAGCAGCGAUAGUGACAGUGACUCUGACUCCUCUAGCGACUCUGAGUCCUCUAGUGACUCUGACUCAUCAUCUACCAACAGCUCCUCAGCAGACUCAGACUCCAGGCACAAGAGGAAAGCCGAGAGGAAGAAAGCCAAGCGCUCCGGUGAGACGUCCAAUCGCAGAUCUCCUCUAGAGCGGCGGCCCAGCAAGAGCCACGAGGACAGACGCAGGCCCGACGACCGCCACAAAACCUCACGCCGAAGGAGUCACGAGAAGGAUUCUCCGGCGCCCGCGCGCGAGAGGAACGAUCCGGAACGCCGGCACAAGGACCAGCAGCGCCACAAACAGGAGCAAGAGCACAAGGACAAACAGCAGGACUCUCACAGGGACCGAGAGCAGGAGAAAAACGGCUCCCAGGCACAGCGCGAUAAAGACAGGCCGCGGAGCCGGGACAGGGAGCCGGCGCGGAAAGGCAGGGAGAGGUCAAAGUCACGGGAGAGGAGCCGCAAGGAGACGGACUCCAGAGACUCCUACAGAAAUGGAGUGGAGAGGUCGGACAAAGAGAACCGGCACUCUGACAGAUACAAGGAGUCCAGAAGAAAGGAGGAGAGGAGCAGAGAUAGCUCCCCCAGGAGGCGCAGAUAGCCUGUGGCAUGAUGGGAAAAUGGGAAGCAAACUGAUGACGGUGUUGUUUAUACUCCAGCCCUGGGCAGUCUGGUCUCCCUCUUCACCGCAUCAUCAGUAAAAUGCCGUGUUUUGUAGAGCCUACGUGUUGCUGUUUUAUAGCCGUAUGGAAUGCUUCGUGAGGGAGGUUGGGACAAAUACAGUUUGCAUGGAGAAAGUAGCGGUUCGGAGUCCGCAGUGGGUUCGAGGCAUUUGGAGGAAUUGCGGGGAAAAAAAAACAAAUGAGAUGUUUGUAUUAUGUAAGGUGUCGUAUGUCAUUAUUUCUCCAAAUGUAUUUUUUUGUGUUUUUAAAACCAUUGAAAAAAUAUAA